CAGCGGGUGUUGCAGACCUCGGCUCCUGGAGCUGUAGCAAGGAUCCCUGCUCAGGGAGCUGUCCUGCUCACAUUGAGGUGCAUCUUCCUGUAACAACCAGGAGAACAAGUUCUGGUGUCCACUAGUUCAAGAAAUCCUGUGUUGAAGCAUAAUGCCACUACAUGAGCCAGAGAAAGGAAGAGCGCCAUCAGGCCUGAUUGUUGGUAGUGACAUGGAGGACGGGGCUGGCCUUUCAAUCAGCCAGCGGUUCUUACCAGUCGCUGCAUAGUUUGAAUAGAAGUUAUGCAUAUUGGCUGGCCAGCAAAGCCAAGGAACAAAAGCUAUGGCAGUUAAACCGGUCCCUCUGGGUCCAGGGCUCGUUCCCUGGAUUUUAGCACCAUGGUUUUCUUCCUUUUCAUCCCAUCAGCAAUGCGGUACAUUCUUCUAUUUGACAACAGCCGAUACUUUGGAUUUGCCUGACUAGGGUUAGAGACCUGAAUCACAGCGAGGACAAUGAAAUUUCCAUUUUAUUUGGUGCCUUGUGCAGGGAGCACACUGAUUCUUCCAGAAACUUGUGUGUGAAAGAGAGGUUGAGUUUUGUCAAACAGACUCGUGGUUAUGGCGAGUGACCCGACGUGAUCAGAGCAGGCGAGAGCCACAGUGAACUCAUGACAGGCUAUACCAUGUUGCGGAAUGGGGGAGUGGGGAACGGCGGUCAGACCUGUAUGCUGCGCUGGUCCAACCGCAUCCGGCUGACAUGGCUGAGUUUUACACUGUUCGUCAUCCUGGUCUUCUUCCCCCUCAUUGCUCACUAUUACCUCACCACUCUGGAUGAGGCGGAUGAGGCCGGCAAACGCAUCUUCGGCCCUCGGGCUGGCAACGAACUCUGUGAGGUAAAGCACGUCCUGGAUCUUUGUCGGAUCCGUGAGUCUGUGAGCGAAGAGCUUCUCCAGCUGGAAGCCAAGCGGCAGGAGCUGAACAGCGAGAUUGCCAAGCUCAACCUCAAGAUCGAAGCCUGUAAGAAGAGCAUAGAGAACGCCAAGCAGGACCUGCUGCAGCUCAAGAACGUCAUCAGCCAGACGGAGCACUCCUACAAGGAGCUGAUGGCCCAGAACCAGCCCAAGCUGUCCCUGCCCAUCCGACUGCUCCCUGACAAGGACGAUGCUGGCCUGCCACCGCCCAAGGUCACGCGGGGCUGCCGGCUGCACAACUGCUUUGAUUACUCUCGUUGUCCUCUGACGUCUGGCUUUCCCGUUUAUGUCUAUGACAGUGACCAGUUCGCCUUUGGGAGCUACCUUGACCCUUUGGUCAAGCAGGCUUUUCAGGCUACAGUGAGAGCCAAUGUUUAUGUUACAGAAAAUGCAGCCAUCGCCUGCCUGUAUGUGGUGUUAGUGGGAGAAAUGCAAGAGCCCCCUGUGCUGCAGCCUGCCGACCUUGAAAAGCAGCUGUUUUCUCUGCCACACUGGAGGACAGAUGGACACAACCAUGUCAUCAUCAACCUGUCCCGGAAGUCAAACACACAGAAUUUACUGUACAAUGUCAGUACAGGCCGGGCCAUGGUGGCCCAGUCCACCUUCUAUGCUGCCCAGUACAGAGCUGGCUUUGACUUGGUCGUGUCACCACUUGUCCAUGCCAUGUCCGAACCCAACUUCAUGGAAAUCCCGCCUCAGGUGCCAGUUAAGCGGAAAUAUCUCUUCACUUUCCAGGGCGAGAAGAUCGAGUCUCUGAGAUCGAGCCUGCAGGAGGCCCGUUCCUUUGAGGAGGAAAUGGAGGGCGACCCUCCGGCCGACUAUGAUGACCGGAUCAUUGCCACCCUAAAGGCCGUACAGGACAGCAAGCUAGAUCAGGUGCUGGUAGAAUUCACUUGCAAAAACCAGCCGAAGCCCAGCCUGCCAACCGAGUGGGCGUUGUGUGGGGAGCGGGAAGACCGUCUGGAGCUCCUCAAGCUCUCCACCUUCGCCCUCAUCAUCACUCCCGGGGACCCACGCCUGCUCAUUUCAGCUGGGUGUGCGACACGGCUCUUUGAAGCCCUGGAGGUGGGAGCUGUGCCGGUGGUCCUCGGGGAGCAGGUGCAGCUCCCGUACCAUGACAUGCUGCAGUGGAAUGAGGCUGCCCUGGUGGUGCCCAAGCCUCGGGUCACAGAGGUCCACUUCCUGUUACGAAGUCUUUCAGACAGCGAUCUGUUGGCUAUGAGGCGGCAAGGCCGCUUUUUCUGGGAGACCUACUUCUCCACCUCUGACAGUAUUUUUAAUACCGUGCUAGCCAUGAUUAGGACUCGAAUUCAGAUCCCAGCUGCUCCCAUCCGGGAAGAGGUAGCAGCUGAGAUCCCCCAUCGUUCAGGAAAAGCAGCUGGAACUGACCCCAACAUGGCUGACAAUGGGGACCUGGACCUGGGGCCGGUAGAGACAGAACCACCCUAUGCCUCACCUAAAUACCUCCGCAAUUUCACUCUGACUGUCACGGACUGUUACCGUGGCUGGAACUCUGCACCCGGACCCUUCCAUCUUUUCCCACACACACCUUUUGAUCCUGUGUUGCCCUCUGAGGCCAAAUUCCUGGGCUCAGGGACUGGAUUUCGGCCCAUCGGUGGCGGGGCUGGGGGCUCUGGCAAGGAGUUCCAGGCAGCGCUCGGAGGCAAUGUCCAGCGGGAGCAGUUCACAGUUGUGAUGCUGACCUAUGAGCGGGAGGAAGUGCUCAUGAACUCCCUGGAGAGACUCAAUGGCCUCCCCUACCUGAACAAGGUAGUGGUGGUGUGGAACUCUCCCAAGCUGCCCUCGGAGGACCUUUUGUGGCCAGACAUUGGUGUCCCCAUCAUGGUUGUCCGUACUGAGAAGAACAGUUUGAACAAUCGGUUCUUGCCCUGGAAUGAGAUUGAGACAGAGGCCAUUCUGUCCAUCGAUGACGAUGCUCACCUCCGCCAUGAUGAAAUCAUGUUUGGGUUUCGGGUGUGGAGAGAGGCACGCGAUCGCAUUGUGGGCUUCCCUGGCCGGUACCAUGCCUGGGACAUUCCUCACCAGUCCUGGCUCUACAACUCCAACUACUCCUGUGAGCUGUCCAUGGUGCUGACGGGCGCUGCCUUCUUUCACAAGUAUUAUGCCUACCUGUAUUCUUAUGUGAUGCCCCAGGCCAUCCGAGACAUGGUGGACGAGUACAUCAACUGUGAGGAUAUCGCCAUGAACUUCCUUGUCUCCCACAUCACACGGAAGCCCCCCAUCAAGGUGACGUCGAGGUGGACUUUCCGAUGCCCAGGGUGCCCUCAGGCCCUGUCCCACGAUGACUCUCACUUUCACGAGCGGCACAAGUGUAUAAACUUCUUUGUCAAGGUGUACGGCUAUAUGCCUCUCUUGUACACACAGUUUAGGGUGGACUCUGUGCUCUUCAAGACCCGCCUGCCCCACGACAAGACCAAGUGCUUCAAGUUCAUCUAGGGCCUUGCCAGUUCUGAGGAGACUGUGAGCAGAGUGAGGGGAGUCACCCCCCAAGGUUCCCAAGGUGUCGAAGGUCCUUGGGGACAUCUGUGGGGCAGGGCCAAGACCCUUUGCUGGGAGAGGCAGCAGGAAGAGUGGAAAGGGAUGGCUGUCUUUUCUUUUGAAGUCAGCCACACUGGGCCUGGAGUCCUGGUCAGCAGACUCCGGGCGUCUGCACAGGGCGCUGACUGAUGGCGACACAAGCCCGGGACAGCUGGUUUGUGGUUUUUAAAUUCAGUAACAGCUAUUAUUAUUUAAAGAGAGAAUUUCACAUCUGCCAUUCAAGGCUUAUUUAUAUGUGUGCGUAUAUGUACACAUAUAUGUGUAUAUACGUAUAUAUGCACACAAACACAUGCAUACAUACAUACUUUAUAUAUAUAUAUAUUGGUGGGUCGGGGUGCACCUGAAAUUUCUGCCAAUCUCUCCAAGGGAGGGUCCUACCCAGCUGGGUAUUUAGUGGAGAGGGUCCUGGCCCUGCGUUACCUAGACAGUCAUUUGUGACCCCACCCUGCCAGGGACACUGGCUGCAGAAAUAAGCAGGAUGGACCUGGCCGAGGCAGGGUCUCCUGACCUCUUCUGGCCCCUCUCUGAUGUCUCAGUGCUGCUACCACAGCUUCUCCUGCUGGGGGCUGCGCAGUGGGGACACCUCGCCCCAGGUGCUUUGAAGGGCUGGACCCAGGCCGGCUCACAGGCCGGGCUCUCCAUUCUUUCUUCAGUUUGAGAGAGAAGGAGGCGGCCAACAGUGAGGUAGAGAUGAGACCUGUACCUAGCCCACCCCCAGGGUGACACUGGUGCAGGGUGCUGGUGGCCGGUCCGUAGUACCUGUUCCUCUCUGAAGAGACAACAGGAACUUAGCAGGCUGGCCGGGAGCUCGGCUGGUGUAGAACCAGCCUGUGUCCUCCGAGGACUCCAUAGUCUUACUGCAAGGCAUGUGCCUUGGAAGGACCACCUAGGGGAAACUCACCUUCCCUCUCGUGUCUGGAUGUCCAUCCUGUACCCCUGAUGCCGUGUUGGCUGUAGGAAGCCCUGCCUUCAAAGUCUGGGGUGUGCUAGAACCCGGAGGCUGUGAUUUGCUAGGUGAGUCCCAGUCAGUCGCGGACGAUAACAGGCAUUCACCCCACAUUAUCACUUUCCAUGUCCUGUUGAUGGUUCUCUUCCCAGGACUGAAAGCGAAAUAAACUAACUGGGGUACAGUGGUAGUGGGACACUCAUGUCAGGGACAGCCUGUGACUUGUCUCCCCAGCCCAGCAGCCGAAGCAGAGCUCAGUUCGCCCUGGUCGUGCACCUGCCUUAAGCCAGUUCCGUCUUCCUAGGCCCUGACGUGUGCUGCUGCUUGGGGUCGUCUCUGCCUGCUGUCCUGACUUCUCUCUAGGUCCUUCCUGCCCCGGACCCCUCAGGCCAGCAGGACCAGCAGGACCAGGCUUCUGCAGGACCUCCACUGGGUCUUCUGGAACCUGGCACCAAGGGGCCGGCAGCCUGGGACAUUUGGUUCUUGACAACUCAGCGAAAGGGUGGAGCCUUUCCCCAGCCUUCGGUCCUCUCACCAGCCCUGCAGCAGUAGCCCUCUUCCCUCAGGGGAGCCAAAGAGUGUGGUGGUUUGCGCUAAAUAUGUGGCUGCUAUUUUAUCUUUUUUUUUUCUCCUUUCCCAGUAUUGGGGAUGGAAGCCAGAGCCGUGGGUGGACAUCCCGACAAUCGCUCUGCCCUGAGCCCCAUCCCUGUCGUCUUGUUUCUCUUCACUGAAAGGUUGUAAAUGGUGCUGUGGUGCCCGAUAAGGAAGUCAGUCUCUGUGGUAGGACCUCCUUUGUGGGUCACUUAUGGGUAUCCCUGAAAUGUGUUUGGGGGAUAGUGAUGUCAGAGUGUCCUAUGGUAUAGUACCUCUGGGCCCGGUGGGAACACUAACUUAAUGACCCCAGCAGCAAGCAUGGACAGUGGCUGUGUUGAGGGACUCUGUCAGAGGCAAGAGGCAGAGACAAAGCAGUUGGACCCUGCUUGUGAUUUGGGUUUUGGGCUUAGGGGACAGCUUGGAAAUGAUUGUGCCACUACAAUAAGGGGAACCUGCCUGGUGUGUGAUGUUGUUCACCAUGGGUGACUUCCUAGUGCACAUUCCUAACAUAGGUCACACUCAGCUACCUGGUCCCAGCUCCCAGGGCCACGACAGCUUUGUUUUCCAGUUGCUCUUUAUCUUGAGGUCAAGGGCCACCCACAGAGUGACAGUCCCCCGGGGUGCCUCAGGCCAGUGGGCCACCUAAAAUGCUCCUGUUUGGGGUGGCCUUGUUAGUGAACACAGAGCUGGAGGGUGGGGCCGCCUGGGGUGGCCCUGAUAACAGAACUUGUCCAUCUGUCUGCCCCUUUCAAACCAUGAGCACAAAGGUCUUACGUUGGAUUUUUGUAAAAAAAACAAAAACAAAAACAAAAUAAAUGGAGACUUUAACUCA
Molecule: messenger RNA, 5881 nt
Organism: Apodemus sylvaticus (European woodmouse)
Lineage: Eukaryota; Metazoa; Chordata; Mammalia; Rodentia; Muridae
Gene: Extl3
Product: exostosin like glycosyltransferase 3
Exons: 8
Coding region: 648-3407 (919 amino acids)
Cellular component (GO): membrane
Molecular function (GO): glycosyltransferase activity
Source: RefSeq, a predicted model, not a curated record